Molecule: messenger RNA, 2067 nt
Organism: Zeugodacus cucurbitae (melon fly)
Lineage: Eukaryota; Metazoa; Arthropoda; Insecta; Diptera; Tephritidae
Product: transcription factor grauzone
Exons: 6
Coding region: 13-1698 (561 amino acids)
Biological process (GO): regulation of transcription by RNA polymerase II
Cellular component (GO): nucleus
Molecular function (GO): RNA polymerase II transcription regulatory region sequence-specific DNA binding; DNA-binding transcription factor activity, RNA polymerase II-specific; zinc ion binding
Source: RefSeq, a predicted model, not a curated record
AACAUUUGCAAAAUGUCUUCACAUUAUUGCAGCUUGUGUAUAUAUCAAACGAAAUUAUUAAUACCGUUACGCGCUGAGGGUAGUGAUGUUUCAACAAGCAUAUUGCAUACCGUGCACAAAUAUAUCGGCAUUAUGCUUACUAGCAACGAUGUCAUAUGUGUGAAUUGCUGGACCAGCGUAGAUGAUUUUCGCAAGUUUUGUUUGAUGAUAGCUGAGCGCCAAGCGAAGUACGUACCACAGGCGGUGAAGGAGUUGGAGCAGGAUUGUGAUGAAGCUACCAAUAACAGAAAUAUCGCCAUAGCACGCAAGGCUGUAGGUUUACAGACAGUUGAAAAUAUAGAAAGCAUUAAAGCGAGUAGCGACGCGGAAGAGCGCGUGUUUAAAGAGCAAAGCACCAUUACGGCUGUGAUGCCUGCGUUUGUAGACCAAGACAACAAUACACCAAAUGAACAGGAUACGCAUUUCGAAAUAAUUAAAAUUGAACAAACGGACACAACGGAGCAACAAGUGAUAGCACAAAUAAACACAGACUUAAAUACUGAAUCAGAGCAGGACACAUCAACGUCAUCAGAUGCAGAAACCACUGUAACUGAAAUGAGCGUACGCAGAAGUGUACAUUUGCGGCGUGACGAUAUGCAGCAACAAAUGUUAACGCAAGAAACCACAGACUUAAAUACUGAAGCAAAAAGGAACAAAACCGCGUCACCGGAAGCUGACACUAAGAGCCUGUUAGCGGAGGACGAAUUGAUAGCGCUGCACAUGCAGUUGACAUGUGACAUUUGCACAUUUAAAACGAAAUCAUUUGAAGUGUUAAAAGCGCACUUCAAGCAACUACACAAUUGCAAUGGUUAUGUGGUUUGUUGUGAGAAGCGUCUUUAUAAACGCGGUCUGCUAUUAGAUCACAUACAUGUGCAUCGUAAUCCCGCCUAUUUUUCCUGCACCGACUGCGCCACAAACUUCGCUGACCGUCUUUGUCUGCUCAAUCAUAUGCGGAUGCAGCACCAGCAAGCAAUAGAGCUGUUGCAUGAGUGCGCAAUAUGCAGCGCGCGAUUUGCUAAAGCGCGCUACUUGCGGCAACAUGCGCUUACACACACAAACGGUGCGGAACAGCAGCAGUGCGCGCUAUGUGCGAAGAGCUUUGCGAAUACCACACGCCUGCGCGCGCAUAUGAAGCGACUGCACAAUAAGAGUAAGUUAUUUUCGUGUCAACACUGUGGUUGUGAGGUGAGCGGCAAGUGGUGUUUUGUGCGUCAUUUGGCGCAACACGGCGCGCAGCUGGAGACGUCAAGCGCCAAAGAGCGACUGCAACGCGUACAGUGUACGGUGUGCAAUCAAUGGCUGGCGCACAAAUCUACGUUGAUUUCGCAUAUGAAGCGGCACGCGGUCGCAGACAGCGUGUACGCCUGCCAAUUGUGUGAGCAGCAGUUCGGGUCGCUUGUCGCAUUGCAGGCACACAAACGUUUGUCGCACGGCAUUGAACGGCAGCAGCAUGCUUGUAAUGUGUGUGCGCGGAAAUACAAAACAACGCGGCGUUUGCGGGAGCACAUGACAACCCAUACUGGGAAUCAGCUGUACAGCUGCAAUUACUGCGAUAAACACUUUAAAUACUCCUCCACUUUGUAUGCGCAUCGUAAAAGGAAACACCCAACUGAGUGGGCGCAAGAUAAGAGCAGCAAGCAGACAGAAAAUCAUCCCUGAAGACACAAAAAAAAGCUUGUUUUCUGGGCCUCCCGUUAGAUGACUUCGAUGACAAUUACUUUAGGUUAGCUGGGUUAGGCAAGUUUGAGUAACCGUUACAACAACAACAUCAGCAAGCGUACGCCGUUGAUGGAAGAACAACACGAUUAAAACAAAAAAGACGCCAUUAUGUACAAUUUUUGGGUUUCAGCAAGUAAUUCAAACUGUGUAAUAUUUUUUAAUUUUUAUUUUAACUUAAAAUUUUAUUUUAUUUUAUUUUUAGUAAAAUUUGUAAACUAUACAACUUUUAAGAGCAGUAAACUUACUAAGUUUUUUAAUAAAAUCGAAUAAGUUCACAGAAAAUAAAAGAUUUAAAAAGCAUUAAAUUUA